Molecule: messenger RNA, 4529 nt
Organism: Cyprinus carpio (common carp)
Lineage: Eukaryota; Metazoa; Chordata; Actinopteri; Cypriniformes; Cyprinidae
Product: aryl hydrocarbon receptor nuclear translocator-like protein 1
Exons: 21
Coding region: 1133-2992 (619 amino acids)
Biological process (GO): circadian rhythm; regulation of transcription by RNA polymerase II
Cellular component (GO): transcription regulator complex; cytoplasm; nucleus
Molecular function (GO): protein dimerization activity; DNA-binding transcription factor activity, RNA polymerase II-specific; RNA polymerase II cis-regulatory region sequence-specific DNA binding
Source: RefSeq, a predicted model, not a curated record
GAGACUGUAUAAUGAUACUACAUUCAGCCGUCCAUAUUCGCCUGAUCAUACAUGCGCUUUUCUGCCUUCUUCAUUGACGGUAUGCACGACACGUCCCGGUGCGGUGUGGCAGGAGUCAGGACACUGUCCAGUGCCUGUUUUGUGUAUUUCCACAGAAGCCAGUGCUGUUUUUUGAGGUGCUGGCCGGUGUGCAGUGAAUGCUUAGUGAAGACAGGAACUGAAGACUGACUGAAGACAGGUAAGUAUCCAAGGAAGUAGCAGGGUAAGUCCUCAUUCGUGCUGGGAUGCUGGGAAAUGUAGUUCCCAGUGGACUGGGCUAGUGACUGAGGAUAGUGAAUGAACUAGUGACUGGGGAUUGUGACAAUUUUAUUAUAAGGUGAUGAAAAGCACAUUCUGGUUCUUAUCAGAGAAGGAUUUGCUGUCCUGUCAAAUAAACUAUAUAUAUAUUUUAAAAUAAUAGUAUUUUAACUUAACUUCAGUGCCUUAUGGGGUAAGUUAAAAUGCUGGCUCAAUUUACCCAACAAAAGUUGGCUUACUUUGCCCCAUAGCAGCCAUUAAAAAUAAAUAAAUAAAAUAAAUAAAUAAAUAAACUAGCUAGCUUAUCAAUUCAGGGUAAUAUUUAGAUAAAUUAAUAUGGUGUUAUACAUUGUUAAAUGACCUAUAUGCAUUAUAAAUAUUUUUAGACCUAGAUAAAUUUGCUUUGAUGUAAUAGCCAUUACAUCUGUUAUGCUAAAAUUAUACUUUUGACAAAGCAAAAACAUUUUAUAACCUGUUGAAAGUUCAAGAGGUUAUGUUCAUGUCAUCUAUAGAGCAAUUUUUUGUUUUGAUUUUUAUUAAAUAUGAAUGGUUCUUGCCUAUUUUAGACCCUAUGUGGUUGCAAAUGUAUCCUAGGUGGUUGCUAGGAAGUCCCAUGCACCCCAAAUGUCAUUGGGGUGCAUGAUGUGUAAAUGUAGAGAAUUUUAAUCAAGAUCAGGCUUCAGUGCUUCUUAUUACUGUCAUAAGGCAAUGACUCUUCUCAGACUCUAAUUCCCCUUGACUUAAUCUUUGCCCUACUUUUCACCAGCUGACACUUGAACCAGGUGACCUGACAGAUCCAGGGUGCCGUGACACCCAGUCAAAACCUGAUGAUCUAAUGGCAGACCAAAGAAUGGACAUAUCCUCCACGAUGAAUGAGUUCAUGUCUCCCAGUUCCACUGACCUGAUCAGCAGCUCAAUGGGAAUGCCGGGCAUGGACUACACCCGCAAGAGGAAGGGCAGCACCACCGACUAUCAAAUUGAUGGAUUUUCAUUAGAGGACAGUAUGGACAUAGACAAGGACAAACAACCUGGAAGGGUCGAUCAGCAGAUUAAGAAUGCAAGGGAAGCUCACAGUCAGAUAGAAAAGAGACGCAGAGACAAGAUGAACAGCUUUAUUGAUGAGCUGGCUUCAUUAGUGCCUACCUGCAAUGCCAUGUCCCGCAAGCUGGACAAACUCACGGUGCUACGCAUGGCGGUCCAGCAUAUGAAAACACUUCGAGGUGCUGCAAACCCUUAUACUGAAGCUAACUACAAGCCAGCCUUUUUAUCCGAAGAUGAGCUGAAACACUUAAUAUUAAGGGCUGCUGACGGUUUUCUGUUUGUUGUGGGCUGUGAUCGGGGAAAGAUCCUUUUUGUGUCAGAGUCUGUCUACAAAAUUUUAAAUUACAGUCAAAAUGACCUGAUUGGCCAGAGUUUGUUCGAUUAUUUGCAUCCUAAAGACAUUGCAAAAGUCAAAGAGCAGCUCUCAUCUUCUGACACAGCCCCACGAGAAAGACUCAUCGAUGCUAAAACUGGGCUGGCAGUCAGGGCAGACAUUGCCCCUAGUCCCUCCAGACUGUGCUCGGGGGCCCGACGCUCCUUCUUCUGCAGAAUGAAGUGCAACAGGCCCCUUGUCAAAAUGGAAGACAAAGAUUUUCCCUCAACUUGCUCCAAAAAGAAAGCCGAUCGCAAGAGCUUCUGCACCAUCCACAGCACUGGCUAUCUGAAGAGCUGGCCGCCCACAAAGAUGGGUUUAGAUGAAGACAGUGAGCCUGAUAAUGAAGGCUGUAAUCUCAGCUGCUUAGUGGCCAUUGGCCGAUUACAUCCUCAUAUUGUCCCACAACCCAUGAAUGGAGACAUCCGGGUGAAGCCCACAGAGUAUGUCUCACGCCAUGCCAUUGAUGGGAAGUUUGUCUUUGUGGACCAAAGGGCCACAGCCAUUCUAGCUUAUCUACCUCAAGAGCUGCUGGGCACGUCGUUCUAUGAGUAUUUCCAUCAGGAUGACAUCGGACAUCUUGCUGAAUGCCAUAGACAGGUACUGCAGAUGAGAGAGAAGAUCAACACCAACUGUUACAAGUUCAAGAUUAAAGAUGGCUCUUUUAUAACUUUAAGAAGUCGCUGGUUCAGUUUCAUGAACCCUUGGACCAAAGAAGUAGAGUACAUUGUUUCGACUAACACAGUCAUCUCAGGCAGUUCUCUUGAUGGAGCAGAGCCUGGUUAUCCUCUGCUCACUGCCUCCCCCCAGAGUAUGGACAGCGUCCUUACAGCUGCUGACGGCUCAGGGAAGACUGUUCCUGGAAUCCCUGGAGGCACAAGACCCGGAGCAGGAAAGAUCGGCCGCAUGAUCGCAGAGGAAGUGAUGGAGAUACAAAGGAUAAGAGGCUCAUCCCCAUCUAGUUGUGGCUCAAGUCCCCUCAACAUCACCAACAGCACACCCCCUCCUGACACAUCCUCGCCGGAGGGCAGGAAGAUUUCAAAUGGUGGAACUCCAGACAUUCCUUCAGCAGGGAUGGUGUCGGGUCAGGACAGCAUAGGAUAUCCUUACUCUAACAGCUCGAUUUUAAGUGAUAAUUCACAUAUCGGUAUCAGUGACAUCAUGGAUGAGCCAGGCUCCAGCAGUGAUGAGGCUGCCAUGGCGAUCAUCAUGAGCCUGCUGGAGGCGGAUGCAGGUCUGGGAGGUCCCGUGGACUUCAGUGACCUGCCCUGGCCGCUGUGAGAUUCCUGAAGAAGACCGUCACCCAUCAUGUGUACAGUCCAUCUCAACUGCGUUCAAACCAGCUAUGACCCUGACAAUCUUUUUGGUGACAUUGCAUUUGUUUUUGUCACGGUGCCUCAGGUAGCUCCACCCACAGCAAAAAAAAAAAAAAAAAACGGUCCACAAUCUCAUUCCACAGCUGUAUGUUCAAAUGUGCCAAACAUAGACUGUAAAAAAAGAUGGACGACACAUCUCCACUUUCUUCUGCUAUAGAAAAGUAAAGCCAAAACAUCCUAUUAUGGCCACUGUCAUCUUGCAAAAAAAAAAAAAAAAAACAUGAUUCUGAGACAGAUUUUGCAUAGUAUUGAUUCAUUUGGAGCCCGUGUUUGUGCAGUACUGAUCGUGAGGUGGAUUCAAAGUUCCUCCCGAAUUCCCAUAAACCCAAUCAGAAUCUCAUACUCAUGACACCACAUGCCGUUUUUACAGCAUUAAAUAACAAACUAAAAGCAAACAAAUUCGAAAAAUGAACACUUGAACAUAUUUUGGUAUGAUAAAACCUACUUGAAAUUAUGGAAACUAUCUUUGGAAAAAGUUGAUUCAAGUGUAAUUUAAUUGUUUGUUUUUUUUAAGUCCCAUUCGUUUACAUUGAGUGGCGGGGUUUAUGACCUGUACUGCAGCCAGCCACCAGAUGGCGAUCAAAUUGUUUUGGCUUAACUUUUCAGAACGUGUGCGGCACACUUGGUGUCAAAUAGGUGAUACUGUCACUAUUUCACUUUCAUUGAGGACAAAAAAUUGGUUUAUAGCACCUGGUUGGGACACGAUCUCCAAGCGCACAGCAUUUUGCGACACACCGUUAUCAGUGCUUGUACGCUAUCUAAGGCUAUUGUUUCAGUCUACUGAAUGGAGCACUUAAUGCCAAACAACUUAAUGUCACAAAUCCUGUUGGGCUUACAGAUUUUUUUUUUUUUUUUUAACAUAUAUAUAUCCACCUCAGCAUUUCUGAUCUUUUUAGUGUGUUUCUGCAUAUUUGCUUACUAAUCAAAUUUUGGUGAUCCAUGUGAAUUGUAGCCUCAUUUUCCUGUUCUUAGCUUACAGAAAUGGCACCCAGUGUGAUCUUCUGCUGCCGUAGCCCAUCUGCUUCAAGGUUCAUUAUGUUGUGCAUUCAGAGAUGCUAUUCUGCAUACCUCAUUUGCAACAAGUGUUCAUUUGAGUGACUGUUGCCUUUCAGUUAGCUCUAAUUAGCUCUCCUCUGACAUCAACAAGGUAUUUUUGCCCACAGAACUGCCACUCGCUGGAUAUUUUCUCUUUAUCAGACCAUUCUCUGUAAACCCUAGAGAUGGCUGUGCAUGAAAAUCUAAGCAGAUCAGCAGUUUCUGAAAUACUCAGAUCAGCCCGUCUGGCACCAACAACCAAACAAUGAAUUGGUCUGGAAAUUAUAUUCUCUGCAAACAUAUAAAAUGUGCAUAUAUAUUUUUUUGACAUUAAGAUCUGCUUUUAAACUGAAUACCAAGUAUUCCCAAACUUGAUUGUGAAGUAAAAAUGGCUCUAGUUUAUUGUA